Molecule: messenger RNA, 886 nt
Organism: Rotaria sp. Silwood1
Lineage: Eukaryota; Metazoa; Rotifera; Eurotatoria; Philodinida; Philodinidae
Source: the annotation of a GenBank genome assembly
AUGAGUGAUAGAAUAAAAAAUAAUUUAUUUCAUGCUCAAAAUGUUGUCGUGACGUGCUCGAAAAGUGGAAAACUAACUUCAUCGCUUGUCACUUACUGGCGUGAUCAUUGCCUGAUUCCAAAUUUGUCGCCGAAAACAUUACUUCUCGUGGACAGCUUUCCUUCUCAUGCUAAUCCAGAUGUAUAUAAACGUUUAAAAGAUUUUGCAUUUAGAGUAAUACCACCGAAAACUACUUCAACAAUUCAACCACUUGAUGUUUAUUUUAAUCGACAAUACAAGUUGAUUCUACGACGUAUCUUCAAUCAUGUACGACUCGACGACAUCCAUAUUAAUUUGGCUGAACGUAACAAUGUAAUUAAAUUACAUUCACUUGUGCAUUCACAAAUGAAAUCAAAAGCUUUCGAAUCAAUGAUUAAAUACGCAUGGCACAGAAGUGGAUAUUUAAAAACUGAUCCCGGUCCAUUUCAAAACGUGAAAGACGUUUGUUUUACAUUUGAAAAAGACAAAUGUUGCGUGGAAAAUUGCAUAAACGGUCAAAUAAUUCGGUGUUCGUGAUGUCAGCAGGAACUUUGCUUUGUUCAUUUUUUUGUAGAUUACCAUUAUCAUUAGACUCCAGUAAGUAUUUGUUUUUGAACAAUCAUUUAAUUUCUAUUGCUUUUUCUAUAUACUGCUUUUCUUUUUCGCUCAAUAAAAUUUACGAAACGUAAUUUUCAAUUUUCUCUUUCUCUUCUUAUCAGACUCAAAAAGUGGUAGCGUAACAAUAAUACAUCAACUGACUGAUAAACAAAAUAAAGGAGAUUUCGAAAGAAGUAACUGUUAUCACAUUGAAUACAGCACAUAUAAGUUAAGAAUCGUACAAUGCAAAGUAAAUAAAGACAUAAAAAUA